ACCAUGCCGGGCCCGGCAGCCAGCAGUCCCGGAGCGGCCCCUCGGGUCCGCCACCUGGUCGACGUGGGCUGCCCUGUCGGGGGCCUGGCGCCGGGCAGGGCCCGCGUGCUGAGCGCCGGGGCGCGGGUCCUGCUGUCCGGUGGGGGCCAAUUUGUGCACGUGUGCGAGCCCGAGGGCCGGCGGCUGAGCGCCGUGCUCGAGUUUCCCGCGCCAGUCUGGCACCUGGAGCCGCUGGCCGGCCCCGCGCUGCUGGCCCUGUGCACCGGCCGCGGCCUCUACCGCGUGUCCCUGGACCCAGACAGCAGGGACUCCGUGGACAGCACAGCCGGCAGGGACAGUGGGCAGUGUGUGGACAGCACUGAUGGUGGAGACAGCGAGCAUGAAGUGGACAGUGAGCCCCCGCUGCUCAGGACCACAGUGGGGCCAGCGGCCUGUAUCCUCCCCAGCCCCACACUUGUUGCUUUUGUGGUGUGGGGGGACAUGCUGGUCACUUUGGCACAGGGUCCUGCCCGCUGGAAGGUGCAGCUGACACCAUGUACUACACCGGGACAGAACCUCAUGCCGCCAAACUCAGUGGGAGAAGUGGACUUGCCGGCGGACGGGACUCCAGCCGCAAGCCCAGGGCAGCCCCAGGCCCCUCUUGACCUGCCAGUGCUGUGCAUUGUGGCGCCCCCUGGCCCCCGGGGCCUGGACGCUGCCCUGUUUGGGCUGCUCUUCGGGGCCGACGCCUGUCUGCUGCAUUCCCCUGUGCUCCUCUGCGGCCUCCCUGGUGGUCAGCUCUGUGCAGUUCUUCUGCAGGCGCUGGUCACCUCCAGUGGGGCCCCUGGUGACCCACAGGCCCUCGUCAGGACCAUCCACCACCUGGAGGAGCCAGUGGUAUGGGUAGGGGUCCUGAGGACAGAGCCACCGGCCGAGGGCCUGGGGGAUGCACCCUCCGACUGCCUGGUGGCCCUGGGUCGCGGUGGCCGGCUGUUGGCCAUCAAGGCCUGUCAGGAUGAGGCCGGGAGUCCGGUACUGGAGCUGCGGGAGUACCGCAUCCCGGGCCCCGUGCUCUGUGCAGCCGGUGAUGGAGGCAGCUGCCUGCUGCUCAGCACCCCCUCAGGCCUCCAAGUGGUGGACCUGGCCCUGGGAAGUGACCCCCGGGACCCCAGGGGCCUGCCCCCUGACCUCUGUCCUGCCAGCACCAGCAUCUGCAGCCUGGCCGCCCUCACUGUGACCCCCAGGGCUCCAGGAGGCACCACCGAGCUCCUGGCUCUGUCAGUGCGGGGCCGCCUCCUGGCCUGCAACCUGACCCUGGCCAGGGCCGGCACGGCAGGGAGUGCCCAGCACAUCGGAGCCCUGCUGUCCAGGAUCACGGCCACAUCUGAGAGGGUCAUGUCCCUGAACGCCACGACGGAGCAGCAGAACCGGGCGCUGCAGAGCCUGAACGCAGCCGUGGGCGCGGCCUGUGCUCUCCUGCGCAGCCAGGGGGGCCCUGGGCCCAUGUCCUGCCGCGUCCAGGCCUCCUGGACCCGCCUGCCGUCGGGGGACAUGCUGCUGGCCCACUGCGUGCUGGAGACCAGCCCUGACUUCAGCCUGGGCGAGGGCUGGGCCCUGUGUGUGGGCCUGCAGCCGGGCUCCAAGGGCCUGGACGCCGCAGCCAGCUGCAUGGUGCCACUGGGUGCCCUGGGCCCUGGUGCCCAGCGAAGCCUCACAGUGCCGCUGGGCUCCGGCGAGGACGGUGCCCCAGAGCUGCCCGUGACGGUGUCCUGCCAGCUCCUCUUUAGCCUCCGGGAUAGCGUGGGGGCAGCGCUGGGUCUCGGGGCCCUGCCCAGACACGAGGCUGUGGGCCUGCCCCUGAGCCGCCACGUGCUGGACAUACUCCAUGCCCUGCGCUUCCCUGACCUGCCAGCAUCAGCCGCUGCCCCGGGCAAGCCCCCCCUGUGCCCCCUGGAUGCUUUCCUGCAGGCUUUGUGCGAGCUGGGCCCCAAGCCGGGGACCCAGUACCUGCCCCCCACAGGGGCCGCUCUCAGGGUAUCGGCGCAGCUGCUCCAGACGACCCUGACUGACCGCGGCACAGACAUGCCACUGCUGCCCGCAACUCUGCGGUGGCUCCUGUCCGGGAAUGAUGAUGUCGCUCGGGCCCCAACCGCAUCCUGCCUCCGAGGAGUGGCCCCAGAUGGGACUGACGUUCUUCUCCGCGUGCGGGAGGUGUGUGUUCCUGAUGUGAGCCCGGCAGGGCCCCUGCAGGCCGUGGAGAUCCGGGUGGAGAGCCCCUCGCUGGCCGUGCUGUGUGCCGUCCACAGUGCCGUCACCAGGCGUGUGCAGGCCCUCAUCAUGGAACAGGCUUCGCAUGGCCCCAGCCCCCCUGAGCUCUGCGUGCAGCACCUCCGCCGCGUCCAGGCCAGCCAUGAGAUGCUGCUGCGGGAGAUCCGGACCCUGCAGGAGCAGCUAAGGCUCGGGGAGCCUGCAACCCCCCGCGCCACGGCCCAGCGCCUCCUGCGGGCCUUCCAGCAGCUGCGCAGCCCCGGGCCCCUGCUGCUGUGA
Molecule: messenger RNA, 2526 nt
Organism: Sorex fumeus (smoky shrew)
Lineage: Eukaryota; Metazoa; Chordata; Mammalia; Eulipotyphla; Soricidae
Gene: FAAP100
Product: FA core complex associated protein 100
Exons: 9
Coding region: 4-2526 (840 amino acids)
Biological process (GO): interstrand cross-link repair
Cellular component (GO): nucleoplasm; Fanconi anaemia nuclear complex
Source: RefSeq, a predicted model, not a curated record